ACAGCACCACAGACCACAACGUCGGCCAGCAUGAUCAAGUUCGCAGUUCUGCUGGUUCUCGGGGCGCAGCUCUGCUUGGCUCAACAGUACCCGAGGUACUUCAAGUUCCCCGUUGGAAAAGGUGAUGAGUGCGAGGACCACCAGAUCGGCAAGAGAUUCCCCGUGGGUGCUGUGUGGACCAGCCCUAACUCGGGCUGCAAGCAGAGCCACUGCAUCAAGGAGAACGGUACUCUUUACAUCGACCGCUUCCAGUGCCCGUCGGUCAGGAAGCGGGUGGAUUACAAGAAGCUGAAGGCGGACAAUCUGCAGGCUGGCCUGGGUAGACCGCAGGAAGGCGUUUCCGGACUGCUGUCCCCGCCUUGUGUGUAA
Molecule: messenger RNA, 369 nt
Organism: Pollicipes pollicipes
Lineage: Eukaryota; Metazoa; Arthropoda; Thecostraca; Pollicipedomorpha; Pollicipedidae
Exons: 3
Coding region: 31-369 (112 amino acids)
Source: RefSeq, a predicted model, not a curated record